Messenger RNA from Trichoplusia ni (cabbage looper), 1170 nucleotides. It is a transcript of the gene Mtch, whose product is annotated as mitochondrial carrier homolog 2-like. Lineage: Eukaryota; Metazoa; Arthropoda; Insecta; Lepidoptera; Noctuidae. Bases 65 to 952 code for a protein of 295 amino acids. The transcript has a single exon. The record is from RefSeq and is a predicted model, not a curated record.
CUUAUUUUUUGACUAUGGUCUAUCAUAUUUGAUUUCAGAAGAACAUAGUACCUAUUGUCAUAAUAUGGACGAAAUUGAAAAAGAGAAAAUAGCGGCAUUGCCGUCACAAUUGCUCGUUACGACAAUAUGCCAUCCUAUGGAAUAUGCGAAAGUGCUAAUACAACUUGGUUACGAGCCCUUACCGCCGCGCCGGUCCACCACACUAUUUGGACGCCCUGCCAUGAUAUUACCUAACGUUUUCCAGUACAUCAAGUUUAUCAAGGCAUCAGAUGGAUUCCUAGGCUGCUACAGAGGGCUGUCGGCGCGAGUGCUCGGGCUGAUCGCGUCCAAUCAGCUAUCUUCCAAGGUAAUUUAUGCGAUGGGUAUUGACUUACCUGAAAUCAAUGAUCCUCCUAAUAUUGUCACUGAUGAAGAACCCAAACUCGAAGAUUACAUCAAGCUCGGCCGCCGGGAUAUGAUCAUGCACACUGCUUCAGUCAUCGUGGCCUAUCCCUUCCAAGUUGUGUCAGUCAGGAUGAUGGCCUCAUUUAUUGGCAAGGAAGAAGAUUAUAGCUCCUUGAUAGGCGCGAUCGUUGCCAUCUACAGAGAUGACGGUAUCCGUGGCUUCUACCAUGGUAUUGUACCUAAGCUGCUUGGAGACCUGACUUGCGUAGCUGUGACAGGAGUACUGGCAUACUAUGUGAACAAAUACUUGGUCAAAACUAAAGAUCUUCGAUACUACACGGUUCCACUGCUCACUUUUGUGACUAGCACUCUAACUUAUCCACUGGUGGUGGUGUCAACCUGCAUGGCUGUUGCUGGCUGCAGCCUGAAGGCGGGCAACCCGCCCGCCAUGCCCAAAUACCCAUCUUGGCAGUCUUGCUGGAGGGACUUGCUUAGAAACAAGCAACAUAAGCGUGGUUCCUCUCUUAUCUUUAGGUACUACAUUGCUCCUAUCUCAGCCCUGCAGUAGUCACACUAUCCUAAUGUAUUUGCAUUUAUACAUUUAUGUUUAUUUGCUAAGUGUUAUUCCAUGAUCACCAAAGUAGUCUCAACCUCUUCUAGGGAGUUAAAAUAUGUACAAUGAAGUGUGUAAAUAAUUUAGUAUAAAUGGUGUACCAUGUGGAUAUUCGUUUUGCUAGAUUGUUGAGUCAUGGUGUGGUUAUAUUAAUAAAUAUAUUUUAUUUGUCA